ACAUAAAACAAACAGAUAACGGGGGAAGAAAAACAAACCUAAAUUUCCACCAUGUGACUAUAGAUCGUGUCAUAGAUCAACGAGAUAAACAACUUUAUCAAUGUACGGUACAAUGGAGUACAAUGUUUCACGCUGUUUCGAUUUUCAGGUGACCUAUGUGGUAUAGCAUAGCAGCAUUAUACACUAGCAAGCAUAUAUAAUUCUUCGGUUAAUAUCAUCUAUCAUUCGACACAAUUUCGAGUAUGACUUCGUCGAUUUCAUCAAAAAUAUGGUCCAACCCAUUGAUGUCCUAUCGCAUGGUACAUGAGUACCGAGGACCGGUCAAGCUCGUCAUCUUCGACUGGGCUGGCACGGUCGUCGACUGCGGUGUCUUCGCCCCUGUCCAAGCCUUCACCAAUGUGUUCGCUCAGGAAGGCAUCGACGUACUCGUUGACGAAGUCAGGGCGCCGAUGGGAGCGCACAAGAGGGUACACAUAUCCCGUAUGGUUCAAAUGGAUCGCAUCGCUGCUACUUGGAAGGCGAAGAAAGGGGAAGCCCCUAAUGAGGAUGAUGUUGAAAGAAUGUAUCGAAACUUUCUACCUGAACAGAUCAAAGCUUUGGAAUCGCACGCCAAUGUGAUAACAGGCAUCCCGGACACCAUCCGUCAACUCCGCGAGGACUACGGGAUCCGGAUCGGGACAUCGACCGGCUUUACGAGCGAGAUAAUGGAGCAUCUCACCCCGAGGGCUGCCCAGCAGGGAUUCGAUUCCGAGUUCGUUGCCACGUCGGACUUGGUCAAGGAAGCCAGGCCAACUCCGAGCCUCAUCUUUCUGAACAUGAUCAAUUUAAAUGUGCAUCCGGUACAAGCUGUGGUGAAGGUUGACGACACAAUUACUGGUAUCACUGCGGGACUUGCCGCCGGUUGCUGGACAGUCGGCGUAGCCAGAACUGGCAACUACAUGAGUGCUACCGAAGAUGAAUUAUCCAACAUGGACAAAGGCAUCCACGACCAAAGAUUGAAGAAAGCUUACAAAAUUCUCAUCGACAGCGGAGCCCAUUACGUCAUCGAUUCCGUCAAUGACAUCGUGCCGGUGAUCAAUGACAUCAACCGGCGUUUGGCCCUUGGUGAAAAACCAUGAUUGAGUCGAAGUCGGACACAUAUAUACACUUCCUUGGCAUUAUAUCGAUGCCCGCCUCAUCACCAUUAAAUAUCGAGGUUGCUGACAAAUUACAAAGACCCCCCUCCCCCUCCUAUCCUCUUAUAACAUCUUUAUACUUACUAGAAAAACUGAGCCACUGGCUUUUGAAGUGACGAUGAUUAUUGAUCACUCAAUUUGGACUCAUACAAAACAAUAUUUUACACAAAUUUCAUUCUAAAAAGGGUAAAAUUCACUCAACACGUGCAUAAAAGUCACCCUAUAUUUAGUGAAAUUUUAGUCACCACUGAAUUUAUAUACGAGUGAAUUAUUCACUCGACGUUUUUAGAGUAAGCAAUGAUUUGCAUUGCAAUUAUGUGUUGCUAAAUUGCUCUCAGUUGAACGUCAUGCAAAUUAUGUUACUCAGAAUCGGUGAACAGCUCUGUGAUUAAAGAUAUACCAUUGUAACUUGCCAUGAAUUUUAAACCGUCCAAUAGGGUAUAAACAUCCAGGGGACAUUCAUUAGUAGUUUAAGGUCAAAUAUUUAAAAGUUGACUAAUGAAAGCAUAAAAAUAGAAAAACCUUGAUGAACAUGACGAAAGUUUGGCAAAACCCUUCAAACUGUGACUAUUAUCCUUUGAAAGAAUAAACAUUUUUUUUUUCUUCAUAUUUUCGUCAUAUUUAAAGCGAGCAAAUUCUCCACAAUAAUUGUAUUGAUGAUUGCAUAAAGGGACGACAAUACAGGGGUAGAGGCGAUUGCCCCUAUUUUCUUUAUUAGUGAAACAAAAAAUGGGAAAAAGUACGAAAGGGGCAAACAAGGAUUUUAAAAAUUCUAAAAGAAGGGAAUUGGUCGUGUAAAUAUUUUGGUAAAUUGAAAUAUCCCUUUUACUCAGGAAGUUUUACUCAAUGUAAAAACAAAUGACGUCACAUUCAGGUACUAUCCCUGAUUUAAUGACGUUUUCAUCGCCAUUUUUUUUUCACAAACGAUGUUUUUAAAAAAAAUGGGUGAAACUUACGUAAGCUGUUUAAUAUUUGUUUUGAAAAUGAUUGCACUGUUUGCACUAUUGAAUAAAGUUUUUCCUUUUGUGAACCUGUAGGCCUAAUUUCCAGUCAGUAUUUAUUGUCAUAUUACCACGAUAUUCUUACCCCCCCCCUCUCUCUCUCUCUCUCUCUUUCUCUCUUAAAAUGUUUUUCUAUACUAAUUAUUUCUCGAUUUCUCGAAUAGCGGGUUUUCGCAAUCGCAACGGGGACGGAAUCUACAACAAAUUAAUAAAGGAAAAGUCUGUUUAAAAUGCCCGUCAAUGAACAGCUGAGAGGUCUUUGUCGAAAACUGGGGAACCGAGACAGCUGAUCAUUUGUAAAAUUCUGAGCUGACGAAAAAUUGCAAAUAAUUAUAUCGUUUGUCCAGAGUCCAUGACGAAACUGUUGUUUUGAUUCACCGAUUUUCAACAAACACUGCUUAGUCAUGAAGGGCUUUGAAAACUGAGAUUUCCUUUGUUGUAGAAUCAGUCCCCGUCGAGAAUACGAGAACUCUCUAUCAAUAAGUGAUUAUUGAAACUUUACUUUUAAACAAAGCUUAAACAUAACAAAUACGUUUUAUUAUUCUUAUUAUCUCUCCGAGGGAAAAGUUUCUUUGGAGGGAAAAGUUUCUAAUGUAAUAGUUAGGAAUAGCCUUGGUAACAUAAUGAGAGAAUAUUAUUGUCCAUAAGCUGCCCGAUAAAUUGUCAAGAUCUACCCGGCCAUCUAAUUUAUUAAUUUGAGAUUUACAUAGUCAGUGAUCUGAGUCACCUAUUUUUCAAACAGCCAUGGCGACUUUUUCAUUUUCUGUUCGACUUAGAACCUUCACCAUUCAGUGAGGGAUUUUUUCUAUUUAUUUUCCCCUCGGAUCAUUUCAAGGAUAUAGGACGCAAGAGCUUUUUUGAACAGCGCCAUCUUAAAAUUUACAAUGAUGAAUAAUUCCAUUCCAUAAUACCAUGAAGCUAUUAUAUUAGCUUCAUGAUAAUACCAAGCCUAUAUUUAACUAUCAUGGAUCCGAGUAGGAUCUAUACAUGUAACUAUUAUACUUUUUUUUUAUAAAUUUAUGUUUUUAUUAACUAUUAUAAACUUUUGCAUUCCUCAAUGUAACAUUUCUCUCCUAAAGAUAAUCAAAAUAAAAAUAUAGCGUUUUUGUUGUGUUGAAUUUUUGCAUCC
Molecule: messenger RNA, 3305 nt
Organism: Lytechinus pictus (painted urchin)
Lineage: Eukaryota; Metazoa; Echinodermata; Echinoidea; Temnopleuroida; Toxopneustidae
Product: phosphonoacetaldehyde hydrolase-like
Exons: 6
Coding region: 243-1118 (291 amino acids)
Biological process (GO): organic phosphonate catabolic process
Molecular function (GO): phosphonoacetaldehyde hydrolase activity
Source: RefSeq, a predicted model, not a curated record